AUGGAAAUUAAUAAAAAAUUAGAAGAACAUAUUGUUUAUAUUAAAGGAAAUAUUCGUGAUACAGUAGUAAGUUUGUCCAAUCAAAAAACAGUGUGGAAAUAUUUUUCCAAAGAAUGGUGUUUUUAUCAUAAUACAACAAUUAAAUCUAAUACAUCUGAAUAUUGUCCAUUUGGUAAAUUAAUUGGUAAAUUCAAAACACUAAGACAAUUUUGUCAAAUAUGGAAUAUACUUUCAAAUUCUAAACAACAUUAUAGUAAUCAUCAAAUUCAAAUAUUUGUUAAUGGUGUAACUCAUGAAUUUAAUGAAGAAAAUGUAGAAGGAGGAAAAUUUACAGUUGAAAUUGAAAAAGAAUAUAAAGAUGGAUUAUUUCAAUUAAUUAUUGAUGGAGUUAUUUGUAAAACAAUGAAACAUUCAUUUUUAAUUCAAGGAAUUAGUUUAAUUCAACAAGAAAAUAAAUAUAAAAUGAGUUUAUGGGUAUCUUAUCUUGAAGGAGAAGAACAAGCAGAUAUAUUAAAUGAAUUUAAUCUUCUUAUAUUAAAAAGUGGUAGUAAACAAACAGCUCAUUAUUAUUCUCAUUCAUCUUUAUUCUUUAAACCAUCAACUGAAGAAUUACUUACACCAUUAAAUUCAUUAAAAGAAAGUAUCCAACCAAUAUCAUUACCUGAAAUAUUGAAAUUAGAUCCAAAUGGUGGAUGGGGAGAUCAAUGGAAUCAAAUGAAAAUAGAUAAUAAAGGAAAUAAACAAGACUUUAAAAAUAAAAUAGAAUCAUUAGUUCAUCUUCUUAAAUGUAGUGGAAUUAUUGGUCAAAAAACUAAACAUAAAGAAAUUGGAGUAAAAGAAGGUACUCAACUCACUGUAAUUAAAAAAAUUGAAGAACAAAAAAAGAAACGUAGGACUUCAUUACCAAAUGCUUUACCAUUCAAAAUUAAUGCUACACCAUUCAUUCCAAAAAGAAAAAGAAUAGAAAGUACAAUAAAUAAAGAAGAUAAAAGUGAAGAAAAUACGAGUGAAUUAGUUUAUGCUUCUGAAAUUAUUGGAACUUCAGAUUUGUCUGAAAUAACAAAUGAACAAAAUGACAUAAUUUCUAUUGAAGAAGGAGAAGAACAUACUCAAAUUAAUGAUAAAAAAGAACAUAAUGAUAUAAACCAAAUUGAUAAUGAAAUUAAAAAAGAUGAAGAAGAAGAAGAAGAAAAACAUAUUAAACAAGAACAAGUUAUAAUUAAAUCAAAUUCAUUACAAUUUAAUGAUACUUCUUUUAGUCAAGACAUUGAAAAUAAACAAAGAGAAAUUACAUUAACAGAUGUAAAUAAUAAUCAUCAUAUUAAAAUAGAGAAAAAAAGAGGAGAAGGAGAAAAUGAAAAGAAAAAAGAACAACACCACAAAAAAUUAAAUAUUGAUUUAAGUAAACCAAAAGAAGUUAAAAAAAAGGAAAUUCUACCAUCUCUUUUAUGUGAAAAAGAAAACAAAAAGAAAAGAAUUAAAAGUACUACGGCAGAUAAAGUUGGAACGUAUCAUAAAAUAAAUAGAAAAGAUUCUCUCAAUGAAAUAACUCCAAAAAUUAAUCAACCAAGCAAAAUACCUAUUAUUGAAGAUUCAAAACAAAAUAAUUUACAACCAGAUGAUGUUCUUAUUAAAGAAGAAUUAAAAACAAAUAACACUCAAUUCCAAAGAAAAAAAAAUAAUAAAAAGAAUAAUAAGAAGAAUAAAAUUCUUAUCCAAGAAGAUACUAAUGAACAAAACACUAUUUCAAUACUUUUUUUAGAACAUCCAUUUGUUUCUAUAAUAUUACUUACUGUAACAUUGAUUCUUAUAGGACUUAUAAUGAUGUGGUGGAGUUCUGACUAUGACGAUGAAUCAUUCUAA
Messenger RNA from Entamoeba histolytica HM-1:IMSS, 1863 nucleotides. RefSeq lists its product as uncharacterized. The transcript is spliced from 2 exons. Lineage: Eukaryota; Evosea; Mastigamoebida; Endamoebidae. Gene Ontology annotation, molecular function: translation initiation factor activity; RNA binding. Gene Ontology annotation, biological process: translational initiation. The record is from RefSeq and is a predicted model, not a curated record. Bases 1 to 1863 code for a protein of 620 amino acids.